Prinia subflava (tawny-flanked prinia) is the source of this 7386-nucleotide messenger RNA. RefSeq names its product CAP-Gly domain containing linker protein 2 (gene CLIP2). Gene Ontology annotation, cellular component: nucleus; microtubule plus-end; cell cortex. Gene Ontology annotation, molecular function: microtubule plus-end binding. NCBI's taxonomy places the organism in Eukaryota, Metazoa, Chordata, Aves, Passeriformes, Cisticolidae. The transcript has 18 exons. The coding region runs from base 257 to 3412 and encodes 1051 amino acids. The record is from RefSeq and is a predicted model, not a curated record. Gene Ontology annotation, biological process: cytoplasmic microtubule organization.
CCCGCCGCUCCGAGCCGCCGCCCAGAUCCCUCCUCUCGCCUCGCCGCUCGCUCCUCCCGGCUCGGCCGCGCAGGGAGUGGCAGGGCGGCUGGCGGCCGCGGUGGCAUCCUGCGGUGGCACCGAGCCCUGCCCCGCUCCGCCGGGCAGCGCCAGGGUGUGUGACAAUGGAAGAAGAGGUUCACCAUCAAGAAGCCUGAGCGGUGACACCAGGACAGCUCUUGAGACACUGGCAACAGGAGCCUGAGAGACAGGAAUCAUGCUGAAGCCAAGUGGACUUAAAAUCCCAGGCAGGGCUGGGAAGCACUCCAGCCCAGUGGGACGGGCAUCAGGGAGCACCACAGCUGCUGUCACCACUGGCUCAAAGGAAGGCUCACCUUUACACAAGCAGGGCACCACGUCCGCCAGCAGCGCCGAGAAGUCGGGCUCGAAGGUUGCCGAGGUGGGCGAUGACUUCCUGGGAGACUUCGUGGUGGGCGAGCGCGUGUGGGUGAACGGAGUGAAGCCAGGAGUGAUCCAGUACCUCGGGGAGACGCAGUUUGCCCCGGGCCAGUGGGCAGGGGUUGUGCUGGAUGACCCUGUGGGUAAGAAUGACGGCUCUGUUGGAGGGGUGCGCUACUUCGAGUGCCAGCCGCUGCAGGGGAUUUUCACGCGGCCGUCCAAGCUGACGCGGCAGCCGGUGGCCGAGGGCUCGGGGAGCGACGCGCCCUCCGUGGACUCGCUGACAGCCCAGAACUUGUCCCUGCACUCGGGGACAGCCACGCCACCGCUGUCCAGCCGCGUGAUCCCGCUGCGGGAGAGCGUCCUCAACAGCGCCAUGAAAACAGGCAACGAGUCCGGGUCGAACCUGUCGGACAGCGGGUCCGUCAAGAAGGGGGAGAAGGACUUGCGCCUUGGAGACCGCGUGCUGGUCGGAGGGACGAAGACGGGAGUGGUGCGCUACGUGGGAGAGACGGACUUUGCCAAAGGAGAGUGGUGUGGCGUGGAGCUGGACGAGCCCCUGGGCAAGAACGAUGGGGCAGUUGCUGGUACAAGGUAUUUCCAGUGCCCACCCAAGUUCGGGCUCUUUGCUCCCAUCCACAAGGUGAUCCGCAUCGGGUUCCCGUCCACCAGCCCUGCCAAGGCCAAGAAGAGCAAGCGCAUGGCCAUGGGGGUGUCGGCGCUGACCCACAGCCCCAGCAGCUCCUCCAUCAGCUCCGUCAGCUCCGUGGCCUCCUCCGUCGGGGGCAGGCCCAGCCGCAGCGGGCUGCUGACAGAGACCUCUUCUCGAUAUGCCAGGAAGAUCUCUGGCACCACAGCUCUGCAGGAGGCCCUGAAGGAGAAGCAGCAGCACAUUGAGCAGCUGCUGGCAGAGAGGGACCUGGAGAGGGCAGAGGUUGCCAAGGCCACCAGCCACAUCUGUGAGGUGGAGAAGGAGAUUGCCAUCAUGAAGGCCCAGCACGAGCAGUAUGUCACAGAGGCAGAAGGAAACCUCCAGCGAGCACGAGCCUUGGUGGAUGGGAUGCAGAAGGAGAAGAUUGAGCUGUUGAACCAGCUGGAAGAGGAGAAGAGGAAAGUGGAGGACCUGCAGUUCCGUGUGGAGGAAGAAUCCAUUACAAAGGGAGAUCUGGAGUGUCUUCGGUUGAUGCAGGAAAACCCUGAACAGACUCAGACGCAGUUGGAGCAUGCCCGAAUUCGGGAGCUCGAGCAGAGCCUGCUGUUUGAGAAGGCACAGGCUGAGAAACUCCUCAGAGAAUUAGAGGACUCCAGGCUGACCACGGUGGCGGAGCAGUCGCGGAUCCUGCAGCUGGAGGAGGAGCUGAGCCUGCGGCGCAGCGAGGUGGACGAGCUGCGGCAGUGCCUGCAGAGCGCGCACCCCGCCGGCAGCCCCGAGCACGGCCUGGGGCUGCAGUCAGAGGCGCUCCGGCUCCGGGACCAGCUGCUGUCCGCCAACAAGGAGCACCAGAAGGAGAGCAGCCAGCUCAAGGAGAGGUACGAGAAGACGCUCAAGAAGUACCAGCAGGAGAUGGAGAAGCUGAAGGCCGUCAAUGAGAAGUACGCGCAGGAGAUCGUCGACCUAAAGGAAAAAGUUCAGCAGGCCACCAACGAGAACAUGGGGCUCAUGGACAACUGGAAGUCCAAGCUGGACACGUUGGCUUCUGACCACCAGAAGUCUCUGGAGGACCUGAAAGCCACGCUCAACUCAGGCCCUGACACCCAGCACAAGGAGAUUGUGGAGCUGAAGGCAGUGGUGGAGAGCAUAAAGCUGGAGCACCAGCUUGAGUUGGAGAACCUGAAGGCAAAGCACGACAUUGAGACGGCUGUCCACAUAAAGGAGAAAGAGAGUCUCAAACUGAAGCUGCAGGAGGCUUUGGAUGAAGUGGAAAAAAGCAACAGCAACUGGAAAAUGCAACUGGAAACCAAAAGCAGUCAGCACCUUCUUGAGCUCCAGGAUGUGAAGGACAAGUGUCGAGAUGCUGAGCUGAGGGUGCAUGAACUGGAGAAACUUCAUGGUGAAUAUACAGACCAGACAGAAGCAAUAGCUUUCUUGAAAGAGCAGAUAUCUUUGGCUGAAAAGAAGAUGUUGGACUAUGAAACGUUACAGAAAACAGAAGCCCACAGCAAACAGGAAAUCCAAAGAUUGCAGGAAAAAGUGCUUGUCUUAGAGAACAAGCUGCAGUCCAUGGAGGCCCUGCAUCCUUCUCAGCAUGCAAAUAUGAUUGAGACAAAUGAUAUUUCAGAAGAAAAGAUAAAGAUGAAGCAGACUAUGGAAGACCUCCAAGACAAGCUGAGUAAAAGAGACAAGGAGGUGUCAUCCCUGGUGACCCAGACUGAAACUCUAAGGGCCCAAGUAAGUGCUUUGGAAAACAAAUGCAAAACAGCAGAAAAGAAGGCUGACUCGGUGUUUAAAGAAAAGAAGAGGUUGGAAGGAGAACUGGAAGCUUUGACCAAGAAAACACACGAUGCCUCAGGGCAACUGGUCCUGAUCAGCCAGGAGCUGCUCAAGAAGGAAAGGAGCCUGAACGAGCUGCGGGCGCUGCUGCUGGAGGCGAACCGGCACUCGCCGGGGCCGGAGCGGGACCUCAGCCGGGAGGUGCACAAAGCCGAGUGGCGCCUCAAGGAGCAGAAGCUCAAAGACGACAUCAAGGGCCUUCGAGAGAAACUGGUUGUGCUGGACAAGGAGAAGUCGGUGAUGGACCAGAGGCGGUACUCCCUGAUCGACCCCUCCUCGGAGUCGGAGGUGAUCCGGCUGCAGCACCGCCUGGUCAGCACCGAGGACGUGCUGCGCAACGCCCUGGAGCAGGGCCACCAGAUGGAGAAGCUCAUGGAAGCAAUGAGGCUCUCCUCUGAGAAAACACAGACUGUUGGAAAUUCUGGGUCUGCUAAUGGGAUUCACCAGCAGGAUAAACCCCACAAGCAAGAGGAGAAGCUCUGAUAGAGAAGAGGUGAAAAGGAUCAUUUCACGCCAGUAUCAGCUCCUCUGCACAGUCAGGAAAAAAACACCACAUCUGGCUUUAGCACCUCCAGAAGACCACACACAGUAUUUUCACUUUAAAGCAGGACAAUGUUUAUAAUGUACUAACUGAUGUAAUCAGGACAAUCCCAGAGUCCAGUUUUCCAAGACAGCCAUUGUUCCAGGAGGGAGCAGAAAGACCUCUCUGGGUUUGGUUUCUUACUUGUAUUGGUUUUGACUGUGGAAUUUGUAUUGUUUGAGCUGCCCUUGUCCCACCAGCUGACGUGGUUUGGAUGACAGCUGCCCUGACCUGUGGCUGAAGUGUCAGCAGGUCCCAGUAACCCCACAGGAGCUGCAAAGGGAUUUGUCUGUGGUGUUCAAAGCAGGUGCCCAUAGGCUGCACCCUUCCCACGGGGUCUGUCCUUCCCUCCCACACACCCUGGUGUCCUGAGGACCUGCACAAGUGAGUGAAACCUGCUGGGCUGGUGAUGGGAGGUUUGGGGACAUGUUCCCCUUCUCCCUGUGUGGAAGACAUCACUGUUUUAGAGCGGAGGCUGCACUUGUUCUUGUAUUAUAGCAUGUCAUGGGAAAUAAUCCAGUUUCAGAGGGAUAUUUAUUUUGUUUCUGCUCCCCUGCCAUUUGGGGAAGAAGCUGUGGUGGCUCCAGGUUUGGGGUCAGGCCCACCUUGCCUGGGUGUAGUUGGCCUUUCCUCCUGCAGUGGGAUCUCUGAGCAGGCCUGCUGGAGUCCUGUGCCACAGCCAGCUCGGUCCCCCUCACUCCUGGGGGGUUCAUUGGGUCUCUUUUGAACUCAGGACUCCACAGAUGCUGCAUCUCAGCAUCCUGGCCUCGGAGCUCCGUGCUGGGGGCAGUCAGUGUGGGGAGGUGCAUUGAGCAAAUGCUUCCCCCCUUACCUGUUUAAUUUAACAGCUAACUGUGAUUGCCUGGUGCUUUCCAGAGCUGUCCUUGGUUCUUCAGUGUGAUGCUCAUCCCCUGCUGCCCGGAAGGGAUGAGGUGAAGGUGCUGCUGUGAGCCUUGGUGGCUUCAGCAAUCCUCUGUGCAUGACCUGAGUGUAUUUGGAGCAGAGCCCACUCAGCUCUUGUGUCUGUACCAGCAGAGGAUCUUGUUCCUUCUUCCCAAGGCUUUACUGUAAGUUUGCACCACAGCUCCCAAGCAAUAUUAGGGCAGGGAAAGGUGACAAAAUGCUCUUAAAGGUGUGGAAGAGCCCAGCUCAGGUUCACUCUUCAGUAGCACAGGGAACAGUCACAGCAAUAUUUUUCCAGGUUUCUCCCAGUUGGUGCCCAGCUCCCCCAGUCUCCAUGAGCUUUUGUGCUAUGAUGGGGCAUCUGUGAAAGGACAAGAUGGGAGAGGAGAUCUGAGCCAGACCCCAGCAGGUGAACAUGAUGCCACAGCAGCUCUCUUGCUUUUUGCCCUGAUUUCACACAAAGUUGUGUCACUUCCUCUUCAUGAGCUGCCAGAAGCAGCCUGGGCAAGACCUGAGCUUCAUGGCUGCAGUCUUGCCAUGAGGAGGUGACACUGAACACUUGACCCUUCUCACCUGAUGCAGGAUUGGUGAUCUCCUGUCCUUCAGAGGAAGGGAGAGGAAGGGCACUUCAGGGGAGUAAAGCAGGUCAGGAGUCACAGCAGAAAUCUGCACAUGGUAGGAGGAGGCAGAGUGUGGGAUCAAACUGGCUGGAAAUAAUUCAUGUAGGAUUCCAUCCUGCCUUGUACAAGUGUCUCUUCAGCUCUUACUAAUCACCAGGAAGGUUGCCACAUCUCUGCCUAGCUCUGGGAGUUUCCCAAGGGAUUGUAGGAGUGGUUUCCAAAACCCUCCUGGUUGAGUAUUCAUCCAAGUGAUUUUUGAAAGUCCCAGAGGGAGAUUUUGUUUGUUACAGCCCUCAAUAGUGAAUACCUCACUGCUGUUUUUAAGAAUUUAGGGCUGAUGUUUCCCAAAAUGCUCUUGUUGGCAGGAUAGUCUCUGAAGUCAUGUCUGCAGGCCCCGUGGGCUUCCCUGGGCUUUCUGGGCACCUGAAAGAGGGAGGCCCUGUUCUGGUUUGUAACUUAUUUUCUGUUAUGGGUCUUAUAGUGACUUGUGACCCGCUGCCUUCACCCACAGCAGAUACCUGUGUUUUACAGCUCCCUUUGGCUCUGUACAGAGUGGGAUCUCCUGGGUUAUGGGGACCAUGUAUUUGGUUCUGUUGAUCAGAUCUAAAGUUGUCAGGCUGGAAGAGUCUCUGGCUCCUGCCUCUUCCCAGGGACAUCCUCUGAGAGCAGCUCAGACCUGUGGCUUUUCCCAUUCAGCUUGGGAGAUAAUGCAGAACAGGAUCAGAUGGGUUCAGACCAGGUUCAGUGUCAGUGCAUGGUUUUUGUCUGGCUGUAAAUGACUGCUGGUCCCUGAGGAUCAGCCAGGAGCUUGUUGGCACUGCUUGGCUCUCUGUGCAGGCUGUGUGGUCACUGUGUUCCAGCCCCUCGCCCACUGGGGUGCAGGUCCAUGGGAGCUGCUCCCAAACAGGAUCCACAAUGCCAACAGGAUGUGCUGGAGUGUGCUCAUGUGGGCUUCAGCUCAGCCCUGUGUAAGGGGCCAGGAGGGGUUGGACUCACUCACUUCUCCCUCUCCAAAAUUAGCACAGGCUUCCCCAGGGCCCCAGCUGCCUUUCUGAGGUGGUAAAAGACCACACUAGGGACAAACAUGGAAAGGACAAGGGGGAGAUUCCCCAGACCCUCUAUUUAUUUGUAAGUUUAAGUGCUAUUUUUACCUAUGUGGUGGUGUAUAAAGUACUUGAUGAUACUUGGUCUUACUGGCUUGGUUCUCUGGGAGAGCGUUCGGGGGCACUGGAGCAGUGGUGCACCCUUGUCCUGUUGUUGAUCCAGGCUGGUUCCUGUUUGUGCCUUCACUCCCCCUUUGGCUUCAGCCUUGCUCUUACCUCGGUCCCCGGGAGCUGGUAAGGGAGGGCUGUGCUUGCCCCAGCCUUUCUCCCAGCCUGAGAAGGCCAUGCUGGUUUUCCAUCUGGAGAUGGGUCCUGAGCGUCCUGUCCCAGAGCCGCGGUGCAGGGUGGGGAGCAGGAGGGGCCGUGCUGCUGGAGCCUGGGCCCCAGGGCAGGACGGGCACCACGCCUGUGGGAGCAGCCCCCACAGCCAGUGGCACUGCCCUGACAGUCAGUGAUGCUUUUCUGCUGAGAGCUGAGCCCUUAUGCAGGGAGAAAACAGCCUUUGGGAUGGAGACUACUUACUACUGAGUGAUUUCUCCUCUAACUCUCAAAACCAAAGGGAAAAGAAUCAGUCUUGCUUGGGAAUGUCAACUUUAUCCCUCCUGCAGCAUCCAGAGAGCUGGAGCAAGGGGCAGCACCAUGCUGGUGCCCCAUGGAAUGGGAGUACCAAGCUGCCUGGGUGUUACAGCUCUUGGAAUGACUGGUGCCAAGCUCCAGCCAAGGCCUUACAGCUCCUGCCUCCCCCGGCCACCAGCAGCUCCUCUGACUUGCAGUAGAGAUGCAUAAGGGUUCCAUUAAACAAAACGAUGCAAAUGACACUGUAAAAGUCUUAAUGGAAAUUCCAGUACUCCGUUAUUCAGCAGCUUUAGCAGCUCAGCACUAUCUGUAGGGAGUUAUUAAUACACUAAGAUCCUAUAGGCCUCCUGUAAGUUACCAGAAAAAAGAUGAUACUAGAUGUAUAAAUGGAUGAUAACCUUUUACCCAUACAGUAUGUAUUACAAUUACAAUUUUGUAGCUUAGUCAUUUUUUGGCUAUCAGAUUUUGUUAGUAUGAUACAAAAAAAAAGACAAAAAAAAAAAAGAAGGUUUGACUGCUAAUGUCUAUUUUGUUAUUUGAUUCAUUUUCCUCCUCUGUACAAAAGCUGUACAAAUCUGUCUGUAACUCCCCCACAUCUGUAUUCAUGUACCAUCCCCCUUGUCCUGGCUUGCUGGUGUGGUGAGCUCCUACUAAACAAUAAACUCUGUGGCUGAA